UUUUUGUCGGUGGUUUUUCUCCCAAACAUUGAGAGUCAUGGCUGCCACCAUAGAGAGCUUACUGGAGGAAAUCUCCGACGUUGAAGAUCCAAUUGAGGAGCUGCAGAGUUUGAAAACAGCCUUGAUAGCGAUACCUGUCAGCGCUUUGAGGGACUCAGUGAGCGGACAGCGUUUCAAUGUGAUAUUCUCCCUGUUAAACUCAGACAACAGGGAGCAGGUGGAGCUGUGUGUGGACAUUCUUGAACGCAUCUUGUUGGCCCUCAGCCCUUUGACUCUGUCUCAGAACUACAGGGUGGAGCUGCGGGGGGGUCUGACCCAUCCCAAUGAAACUGUCAAGAUACUGGCCCUGUCACAGAUUGGUAGAAUAGUGGAGCACCCUGACGCUGCCACCGAAGUCCUCAACAACCAUGACAUUCUUGGAGCUGUGAUCAACUGCAUUGGGGAGGAGAAGAUGGCUGUGGCAAAACAGGCCAUCCAGUCGUUGUCCAAACUGAGCCACUCCAAGCCCGGGUUAGACAAACUGUUCCAGAGCGACCUGCUGAAAGUUAUGAAGGACGUGAUGACCAAAAGUGACAUCAUCAGAUACAGAAUAUAUGAGCUGGUGGUGGAAAUCUCGUCUGUUUCUCCCAUUUCCCUCGGUUACUGCGCCAACAGCAGCUUCAUCUCUCAGCUGCUUGGAGAGCUGACGGGAGAUGAUGUAUUGGUCAGAGCCACAGCCAUUGAGAUGGUGACCACUCUGGCCAACAGUCAGCAUGGCCGGCAAUAUUUGGCCCAACAGGGUAUAAUGGACAAGAUCUCCAAUAUGAUCAGAGGAGCAGAUACAGACCCCUUGUCCUCCCUCUACCUUCCUGGUUUGGUGAAGUUCUUUGGAAACUUGGCCAUCAUGGACAGCCCUCAGCAGGUUUGUGAAACGUACCCGGCCUUCCAGAACAAAGUCUUUGAGAUGGCUCUGGAUCCGGACCCUGCGAUGAUCGGUGUUGCUCUGGACACUCUGGGUUUACUCGGAUCUACUGUGGAGGGGAAGCAGGUCCUUCAGAAAACAGGACAAAAGUUUAAAUCUGUGUUGUUAAGAAUGAGCCAGCUUGCCAGCUCUGGAGCCACGGAGCUCAGAGUGCGCAGCUUGGACGCCAUAUCACAACUCCUCACCCUUCAGCCAGAGCAGCAGAAUGAAGACCUUUUGGCCCUGACGGAGUCCUGGUUCAAGCUUCUGUCCAACCAGCCCAUUGACAUGAUACGCAACAUCAGCACUCAGCCGUUUCCAGAGCUGCAUUGUGGGGCUUUACGGAUAUUCACUGCCAUUGCCUCUCAGCCGUGGGGUCAGAGGUCAAUGAUCAGCUCUCCCAGCUUCAUGGAAUUUGUGUUGGAUCGUUCAGCGGGUAAGACGAAGGAGGCCAAAGACGCAAAGUUUGAACUGGUGGGGGCGCUCGUGUGUUCGUCGACAGCAGCGGAGAUUCUGGGCAGCCAGCACUACAUCCGACUGAAAACGUAUCUGAGAGAAGGGCCGUACUAUAUUUCAGCUGUGGCCUCAGUCAGCACAGAGGGAGCAGAAUGAGGAGAAUACACACACACUGACACACACACACUUUGGUUUCUGGUUAAUGCUUAAAUAACAGGUAAGUGCCUGAAUCAUCUGGGUUAACAUAUACAUACGUAAUGUGACGUGAACAGAGUUUUUGUCCUUACAAAAAUCUGAAGGUGAUUUUUACAAGGAUGCAUCUUCUAAUGUUGACAACAGCACACACUUGACUUUACUAAAAAACACAAGCUCAUAAAAGGAUGGGUUAAGGACUUGAGUAUUUACACACAAAUACGUUUUUCAUCUUUUAUACUUGCUUUUCCUGAGACCUCUUUGGUUUAUUUAAAACUUAAUUCAGGGUUUUUUUUCCCACACUCUAUAUAUUUAUCAGACUUUUGUGACAGGACAUUAAACUUGUGAGAAUUAUCUUUACUCAGUUUUCAUGAGUAAACCGAGCAUUGCAGGCCACCAUAUCCUCCAUAUCCUCUAAGUAAUGGGGAGUUUUGACAAUGAAAAGAUUACAAUUCUACAUUUUAAGAAUUCAACAGCAUAAGAAAUGUGUUCAGUUAACGUAGCUGACUUUGUUUUUUUGAACAUGUUCUUUAAGGCAGACUUUGUUUGACAGUUUUUAGUCAGCAGAGAAAAGAUGGGAGUGUUUCAAAGAAAGUGUUAAACGGAAAAAAAAAGUCACUAAACAAUUUAGAGAUAGCAGUAACAGUAGUGGUAUGUUAAGGGCACUCCAAUUCCGUCUAUCAUAAGCCCUACGAUGCAGUCCUCGAUGAAAGUUUAGUUAGGAGAGAUACAAAAAAAAAAAUGCAUGUAUCAUAACCCAGGGUUUCUGAGUUUGAAACACGUGGAGAAUUACAGAGCAGUGUUAAUAAAAGACAUACUGUAUUUACCUUAAGAGGCAUUGUGGGAAUUGUAGGAGAUUGGAGCCUUACCAGAAUUAGAGACAAAAUGUUUGAAUAUUUUGAAAUCUGUGGCGUCAAUGUUAAUGAAUGAGUCAAGUAUCCUUUAUAUAAAGCUAACAUUAAAUCACUGGAGUUUCCCUUGAGAACUGGGAUCCAAAUAAAAGUUCUUGCAGCACUUAUGUAACAAGAUAGCAUUCAUGGUUGAUGUGUGCUUAUAAUAUACACAUACAUGUUUAAAAACUGCCACAUAACUAUUGACGUUAAAAAGUUCCCAUCAUCACACCAAAGGCUUUUACUUUAUAUUAAGCAUCAAUUAAUAAAAGGUAAAAAUGUACUCUGAAAUGUUUACCCUCACACACUUGGUCAGACGUACUCGCAUCCUAAUAUCGCUUUUUUAUUUUUAUGAAACUGUACUUAUCUAAAAAUGUCACUUCAUAAAUCAAAUCCCUGCUCUCAAGAUUCAAACAUUGAUUCCAUUGGUUUGUGUCAAAAGUAUUUUUGUUUGCUAAAGAAAUGGAAAUGGUGAUUUUUCUUUUUGUAAUUAAAGAGGUUGUAGUAUGAAAAAUAAUGUGUUUGUUAAUUUUUUAUUUUUUCCACAAAUGCUGUGGAAAAAAAAAACCC
Messenger RNA from Labrus mixtus (cuckoo wrasse), 3048 nucleotides. It is a transcript of the gene psmd5, whose product is annotated as proteasome 26S subunit, non-ATPase 5. The transcript is spliced from 10 exons. Gene Ontology annotation, cellular component: cytosol. Bases 38 to 1552 code for a protein of 504 amino acids. Gene Ontology annotation, biological process: proteasome assembly. The record is from RefSeq and is a predicted model, not a curated record. Lineage: Eukaryota; Metazoa; Chordata; Actinopteri; Labriformes; Labridae.